Molecule: messenger RNA, 7485 nt
Organism: Orbicella faveolata
Lineage: Eukaryota; Metazoa; Cnidaria; Anthozoa; Scleractinia; Merulinidae
Product: protein mono-ADP-ribosyltransferase PARP4-like
Cellular component (GO): cytoplasm
Molecular function (GO): NAD+ poly-ADP-ribosyltransferase activity
Source: RefSeq, a predicted model, not a curated record
ACCAGGGAGAAUCGAUGAUGAGGAAGGAUUUAAAAAUGGGAAGAUACGCGUUGAAGAUGCUGUUACCGUUUUUUAUUUGUUUUUUUAUGCUUCGACUUAGUUUCUUUAUAAGUUAGAUACAUAAACAGAAAGUGACUGAGUUGGGUCGUGAAAAUUACAUUGGUCGUGACUCAGAUGGGGUCUAUAACUGGCCACAGAAUAGACUACAAAAGGGUUCUGAUCUGACAGGCCAACAACAUACCCAGCAAAACUUGACCCAAGUACCCCACCCCCCUUCUCACACCCGGCAUCCAUAGACUUGCCCUCAAGUUGAGCUGCGAAAGCCGAACUCGGAACGAGAAAAUGUUUGCGACGUUCAAAGAUCUUCAAAUUGUGCCGGAAGACGACGAACGACUUUUGCAACAGCUUACAUGAAUACCGGAAGUUGUGUAAUGAACGGCGCAGACGCCAGUUCCCAGGUCACCCCCCAAGCGGAACUCGAAACUGCUGAAAACUGCAAAAUGAAAGUUCGGAAGAUCUGAAUUGCUGCUGUUUGAUCGAGUCAUGGGGACUUUGCAGGUCUCUGAUAUAUUCCGUAGUUGUCAGUUUGCGGUCGAUUUUGCUGCUUCCUCGCUGCUGUCAUUCAAGAGGAAGAAAGAAAUCCGACGAGAUAUUGUUGACAAUGGAGGCAUAUUGUCAUACAUUUUGACCAAACAGACAAGCUUUCUGGUCACUGGUGAUGCUGAAAAGACUUUGUCCUCCUAUAAAGGAAGAACUGCUGUGAAGUAUGGAAUUCCUGUGGUCUCGUUUGAUUUCAUUACUGAGUGCAUCAAGUCUGGAAAGCUUCUUGAUCCAGAGCCUUAUCUUCUGGCAGAAACAGUUGAGUCACAGAACUUUGGUUCUGGAAAAAUAGUUGAUAACAAACAAAGUUGUAAAAAGCCAACCAAAGUAGGAAAGAAACUGCAGCUGCCUGAUCUCAAUAAAAUAAGGGUUUGGCUUUACAAGGCUUCAGAUGGUCCAGAAUUCGAUGAACAAAAAUGUGAAAUUAGUAAAGAUGGUCUUUUGCAUGGUUUAGAUUCCAGUGUCAGUACAAUCUUGUUUUAUGCACUGGAGUUACAUGUUAUUCCUCCACAUGUUCCCUGUAGUGGUUCAAGAUAUCGGAUAUUUACGCACCAUGGGGACCUUGGUGGACUCUUGCAUAGUGAUGAAGGAACCAAAGAAUGCAGAUACUUUGAAACUGCUGCAGAGGCACUAGCAGCUUAUGUUGCUCUGUAUGAUCGGCAGACCCAGUCGCCACAUAGCAUGACAAGGGCGGAGACUACUCUGUCACAUAAGAUUGGUUCUGAUAAAAUGAAGCAGAUGACAAUAAUUGACUACUGUUCUGAGGAAGACUCGGCUAUGUCUCCUGAAGCUGCGAACCUCAUCGAUUUUAUUUGGAAUGAGGCAACAGGCUGUCUUACUGACAUUCUUUCCAUCUCUGUUGACUCCAUUAAACUUGAGGAUGUAGAGAAAGCUGAAGCAAUUUUACUCUUACUGAGAAAAUCAUUAGAUGCCGAUGAAGGUACCAGCGCAAUUCAGGAACUCUCUAACGAGUUCUUUUCAGUUAUUCCUCACAAAAACAGAGGAACAGGAAUAACAUCAAGGCACCUUAUUGCACAAAAACAAGACUUGUGUCAGCUCAUGAAGGACAUGGUUAGUAUUGGUGAGUCUACAAACUGGUUAACAAGGAAAAGUGUGUAUGCCAAGUACAGGGCGUUGAAGUCUCACAUUGAAUGUUUGACGCAUGACAGCGACGAGUUUGAAAAGAUCCGAGAACUUGUGAAUGCAAGCGAAAAAGGUGAUUCCAGGAUCAGUGUACUCAAUGUUUUCUCCAUUCAUCGCCCAGUGGAGGAAAGUGCUUUUUCUCAUGACAUUGGUAAUAAGAGACUUCUUUUCCACUCAUCAAAGGUGACAAACUUUGUUGGUAUACUUUCAAGAGGACUUCUGAUGCCUAAAAUUGUUGUUGACGAUUUUGGAGGCCAACGAUCCGAUCCAGGAAUGCUAGGAAGCGGAAUUUACUUUGCCAGUUCUGCGAGCACAAGUGCCAGAUAUUCUGCUCCUGGAAGCAAGGGAACGAGACUGAUGCUUGUAAACGAGGUUGCGUUAGGAAAAGUCAAGGAGUUUCGGAAGUUUUCCUUGGAUUUGACAUCACCCCCACUUGGAUAUAACAGUUGUCAUGGAUUGAUGACUACAGAGGAUGAGCCCUCAGAUUUCAAGGAUGAUGAAUUUACUAUCUACAACGGUAACCAACAGAAAAUAAGAUAUCUGAUUGAGUUUGUUUUACCUGGCGACACAGUUCUUCCCAGAGAUGACAUUUCUCUUGAUAGUGGUUUCUCGGAUGAUGAAAGGGAAGUUGUUUCAGAAGACUCCUGUGUGGACCUAACAGAUGUCAUGUCAGUCGUGGAUCCUCUGACAAAAGUUGAGGCAGGACUUAAGGGGACUGGGGACAAGGCUAUUCCGCUGCAGUCAGUUCACAUCAAGGCCAAGUUGUUGGAUCUUGCCGCGCAGGUGAUAGUCUUCCAAGAGUACAAAAACAACAGUACCACACCCAUAGAAGCCAAGUACGUUUUUCCUUUGGACGACAUGGCCGCAGUUUGUGGUUUCGAGGCAUUCAUCAACGGUAAACACAUCGUGGGUGAAGUGAAAGAGAAAGAGCAGGCCCACAAAGAGUAUCGGGAAGCCAUCAGUCAGGGGCAUGGGGCUUACCUCAUGGACGAAGAAACUCCGGAUGUGUUCACCGUCAGCGUAGGAAACCUCCCUCCCGGUGCAUUAGUGUUAAUCAAGAUAACAUACGUCACUGAGCUCACGGUGGACAGGGAACACAUUUGUUUCUCGCUCCCAGGCUCUGUGGCACCGUGGACACGUGACAAGGCCUUGGACGAAGUUACUCAGACUGACGUCGAGACAGUAAAGAUGCAGGACGAAAGCCUGAGCGAUCUGUAUGAACUAUCCGUGGAAAUGUCUGUGGAGAUGCCGUUUGAGAUUCGUACACUUGAGUCUCCUACUCAUGUUAUUACAACCAAGCGGACAGCCACCAAAGCAGUGGUGUUAAUGGAGCGUGGUCAACCUCUAGGUGAUGGUUUCCAGCUUCUGAUUGGUUUAGCAGAGAUUCACGUACCCCGGAUGUGGGUUGAACGGCACGUCAGCAAGCCAGACAGUCAGGCGUGCAUGUUGACAUUCUACCCCGAAUUCGAGGCAGAGAGUCCCUCAGAAGUCGAGGUCGUAUUUUUGUUUGAUUUGUCCUGUUCAAUGAAGGGUACUCCUCUAGAAGAGGCCAAGAAAAUUUUGUUGAUGUGCCUCAGCCUCAUGAAGAAAGAUUGGACAUUUAACAUACUUGUAUUCGGAAGCAAGCAUUCCGAGCUGUUUCCAUGCAGCAAGCGAAAAGACGAAGCUGCACACAGUGAUGCUGUAGAAUUUGUCAAGUCUUUAACAGCCACAAGAGGAAGUACGGAAUUAUGGCGCGUCCUUCAGAAACUCUAUCUAGUGCCCGCGCUGUCCACCGCUGACCACCCUCGCAACCUGUUUCUCAUCUCAGAUGGUCACGUGACGGAGGAGGACACUACACGUGAUUUGAUUCGCAGUCACUACCAGAGUGACAGACUCUUUACGUUUGGAGUGGGUUCCACGGCCAACCGUUACCUUUUACGAGCCAUGUCUAGAGUGGGAGCUGGUGCUUCAGAGUUUUUCGAGAGUAAGGCCAAAUCAAAAUGGGAAAGAAAGGUGAAGUGGCAGUUGUCCAAAGCUGGCCAGCCAGGCCUUACGUCGGUAGCGGUUACCUGGCAGCAGCACAAUUCCGGUUCCAGUCUCCCGGUUCAGGCUCCCUACCAACUGCUGUCCUUGUUCAACGGCUCGAGACAAGUUGUGUACGGAUUCGCAGAUAACUGUACACAGGCGACCUUGACAGCGAAGGUUAACGGGAAGACGGUGUCGACCAUGGUAUCUACCGCUGAACUGAAUAUCACCUCUGGCAAAAUUCUUCAUCAACUGACCGCACGAGCAAUUAUAAGAGACUGGGACGAAGGUAGCUUGCACGAGCAGAGAACUGGGCACGAGAUCGUCAAGCGGGACAGAAAAGACUAUAUCAUUUCUUUAAGCAAGGAAUUCUCCGUGGUAUCAAAAUUCACGAGUUUUGUAGCGGUUGAGCACAGAGAAAAGGACGAGAAAUUCGACAAAGCACAGGGCCCUUCUAUGUCUGAUUUGGUUUUGGCAGAAGACGUUGACAUCCUUCCCUACAUUGCCUGGCAGCAAUACCCCGGCGUCGACAAGAAGCAAGAACUAAGCACUGUAAAAGAAAAGCUGGAGAAAAGGCUUGAGGAGGCGAAGUUGCUUGAGACAUGCGCAGUACUCGAGAGUGAGCGUCUUUAUCACGAAAUCAUAAAAGAAGCAAACGAAGAGCUUGCUGUUGAAGUUACAACUAAGGCCGUCCAUGCUCUGUCAAACUUGUACAGAUCCCGGAUGGGUGACGUGGAAAAGGCGCGUCAGAUUAUUGAUGAUAACGCGGAGCAUGAUAAUGGCAGCGUUCUCAGCCGCGAGUCAUCAAGUUCGGACGACUUUUCGGACAGUUUUGACGAUUUGUUGGACAGUUCUGGCAAAGAGAAUGGCGACGCGGAAACAGGAGAAGAGAGUGAAGAAAGGGAGCAGGUGGAGGAUCAGUUUGAGAAGCAAUACCUGGAGGAGGAACAAGAGCAACACCUAGAGGAAGAACGAGUAUGCCUAAAUAUGGAACAAGACGACCAAUACCUAGAUAUGGAACAAGACCAAUACAUAGCUAUGGAAGAUGAGCCACCGCAAGGAUUUUUUUUGCGGAACAGCGACAGUGAGUUUUUCGCUGACGAUUAUUGCGCUGAAUCGGCUGAUAGUUAUGACGUUAUGGAUAACGGAUUGAAUUUUGCACCAGUAGUAAGGGCUUCAACUCAAGUAUCUGUAUUAGAAUGCGCUGACGUUCUCGCGGCGGAGGUGUCCCCCCGGUAUAGCCCAACAUCACUACAAGCUGUUUUUAGCUCUCAAGCCAUGGAUAGAGCUGAACAAGUGACAGAAUCAUUGGUCGAAGAGGGACGAUUGCCAGCCAAGAAAGCGGAAACAAAGGAGAGCGAGUGCAGCAGGGUAGGCUCAAUGCGUACAUCCUUAAGAACGAAGAGGAGCAAGAAGAAGAUGGUGAAAGAAGAAGACGACGAUGAAGGAGAAGGAGAAGAAGAAGAAAUAACUUUACGUGCGCUCAGCGGAAAAACCUUGAUGAAUGUCGGCGAAGACAUGGAGGUGCAAGAGGUAUCAAGACCAUCCAAACAAACAAAAAAAAAAAAAGCUGCAUCACUGUCAUUCUUUAAAUCAACGGCUGUGUUUGGCGCUCCUGCUACCUUUAAAGGAUCUCUGUCUGGCUCCGCUGCAGAGGAAGCAUCAACUGUGGGUUCUUUGUUUGGCCAGCCGCAAAAACCAAUCUUUACAGAUGCAGCAUCUCCCUCCAGUGGGAAUUUGUUUGACAACCCUCUACCAAAGUCAUUGGCAGCAACGGGAUUUUCUUUUGGCCAAUCAGAGAAACCUGGAAUGCUUGGUGCAGGGCCACAUCCUUUUGCAAUUGGGGGAGGUGUAUUUCCACGCGGGUCGCAGGCUGCAUUCAGUGUUCAAGCUCCCUCUGGAGGAUCUGUCUUUGGCUCCUUUCCAGAGCAAGCCGUACCACGAGCUUCUUUGCUCGGGCACUUACAACAAACGGAGUCAAAACCUACACCAACCACCACAACUGGAACAUUGUUUGGUUCUGCUCUGCCGCCAAGCCCAGCGAUGCUUACGACAGGAAUGGAAGCGUGUUUUUUUCCUUCUGCUCAAUCACAGAAAGCUGGGAUGUUUGGUUCAGAACCCCAUCCGAAGACUGCGGAGGCUGGAGAAUAUUUGCUUGGCUCAUCUAGGCCAACAGCACCUCCGGGAUCUUUGUUUGGCCAGACACAACAAACACAAUUAAAAACUGCAGAACCCCGCUUCACUGGAGGAUCGUUUGGGUUUGGUAUGGUGCAACAAGCAAUGCCCAAACCGGCAGCGCACUCAAAAGGAAUGGCAGGUUUUACGUUUGGCCAGUCGCAGCAAACUGGAAUGGCUUUUGGUUCAGUUAAGCAGUCCGUUUUAGGAGGAGGAUUGUUCGGCAAGCCGUUGCGGCCGACAGAGUCCAAGCCCCUAAGCUUAGACAGAUCACGAUCCAAAGCUGAGGAUGAGACAGGUCUUCUUGUCACAGAUGGAUUUGCCAACUUUUCUUCGAGAACUAAUCGAUUGCAAGAUAUGAUACCACCAACAGAAGACGAAGCAAUGCUUAAAACACAAACAAACAAAAAACAAAUUCGUCUCCCUGAAUUCCCCUUGACACGUUCCAUGCAAGAGGAGAUUCAGAGAGAAGAAAAGAAGAAAAUCAGCCUUCAGAAGACUACAUAUUCAAAGAAAAAGUCAGCAACCCCAGAAAGCUCAUUAGUUGCUGAGGUAGUAAAAAAGUCUGACCCCAUGGAAGAACAGGAGCAACUCCAAUCUUUAGCCACUCCGCCUCCAAUUCUCCCACGCCAGCGGCCAAAGGACAAGGAUAGCAAAGGGCAACUAUCAGCUCCCGUGGUUGGAUUUUUACCCCGACGACGAGGUGCUAUUGGUCCUCCUCCACCACCUCCCUUAACUCCUCCUCCUCCACAAUCCCCCUUUACCCCUCCUCCACCACCACCUCCUGGUCUUAUUGUCAAGUCUGUCCCACCUUUCCCACCCCGUCCUCCUCCACCACCACCACCACCAACAUGCCCAGGAGGUCCCCCUCCUGUACCACCCAAACCGGGGGAUCGUUUUGAUUCUCCCCACCGUCCUCUUAGCGGGGUAGGCCCUACAUCUCCACUCCCAACUGACCAGCUUCACCGUAAUCUCUUUGGAGUAAGUGCAGCCAAGUUAAAAUGUGCCAAGGUGUCGCCAGAACUCGGAAAACCAGAGUUACGUAUGCGAAGGAGUCAACGUUCCUUGAAGGAGGAACCUCUUUAUGAAAUACCGAAGUUAGUGAGAUGCGUUACGAGGUCGCGAGGAGCAAAGAUCUCACAUAAAGAAAAGAUAGAACGGAUCUUUUUCAAACAAAGCCCGGAGGGGUUCUGGAAAGUGGUUGACUUGACUCUCAUUGGUAUAAACAUAAAUAGUUUCAAUGAUUUGCUGGAAAACGCUGGUGCUAGAUCUCUUGGUCCUAAAAUAUUUGAAGAGGUGCAAAAACUUCUGGCGACGUUGAUGAUGUUGGCGUUCAUAAAGCUAAGACUAUGCAUCGAGUUCCCACUGCCGCUUCCACCAGGACACGCCUUUGAGGUAAACGUUGGUGGUCUGGGAGAACCGUAUUCCAAAGACAUAGCAAAAGCACUCAAAUGGAUCAAAAUACAGGAAAAGAAGAUCCCCCUUCUCUAUUCAAGGUUAGAGUUUGGAGCCAACUGGGAAGCCGCCACACAGACAAUUGCACAGAAGAUGAACAUCUAA